CGUCGAUAUAACCAGGUGAAAGCCAAACGGUACUUAUUUUCUUAAACUGAUUGGCUUUGCGUAAUGUGUCCCAUUCACGACUGAAUGAAAGGGGGACUCAGUGUGUAUUUAUUUACAGUCGGUUUUCCGAGUCAUCAAUCUUCAACCGCUUAUUUGACCUGUCAUGUCGCUCGUUUUACUGUUAUCACCAGAUUCACCGGGGGCACAGUUGGUUUGAUGCGCGCCUCUCCAUCAUGGAGCCACCAGAGUUGAUUUCACACAUGAAUGGGCGGCAGAGAAAGCCGACAGCCGCAAACCUGGAAUCUCAGAACCUCAGGGACGACAGAGGACAAGCCAUGACCCUCGUCCCAAGAGUGGAUGAGGAAACUGAGGGUCUUCUCCAGAGGCCGGAUUCUGAAAACGACAGACAUCCCAGAGUCCGGCCAGGGAUCAGUAACGAGUUAGGGAAUAUUUUGCUCCUUCUUUUCCUCUAUGUGCUCCAAGGGAUUCCUCUUGGACUGGCUGGCAGCAUCCCUCUGAUAAUGCAGAGUAAGCAUGUUAGCUAUAAGGACCAGGCCUUCUUCAGCUUUGUCUUCUGGCCCUUCAGUCUCAAGCUUCUGUGGGCACCGCUGGUGGAUGCCCUGUAUCUCAACAAUUUUGGGAGGAGGAAAUCAUGGUUAGUUCCCACCCAGUACAUGCUGGGUCUCUUCAUGCUCUACCUCUCUCUAACCGUUGACUCCCUGCUACAGUCUGAAGGUGGACGAGGACCUGAUGUAUUGACAAUCACUGCCGUUUUUUUUAUGCUUGCCUUCUUGGCAGCAACACAGGACAUUGCCGUGGAUGGCUGGGCCCUGACUAUGUUGUCCAGGGAGAAUGUGGGCUAUGCCUCCACAUGUAAUUCUGUUGGCCAGACAGCAGGGUACUUUCUGGGAAAUGUGCUCUUCCUGGCAUUGGAGUCUGCAAACUUCUGCAACAAAUACCUUAGAAAAGAGCCCAAAGACACUGGUAUUGUCACACUGUCAGACUUCUUGUCCUUUUGGGGUGUGGUAUUCCUUGUUUCCACAACCCUGGUGGCCAUCUUUAAAAGGGAGAAUAGAUAUAGCCAAGAAAAGAAGCGAGACCAGGAGGAAACGCAGGGGGUCAUGGAAACCUAUAAACUCCUUUUCUCUAUCAUCAAGAUGCCCACAGUUUUCACUUUCUGUGGCCUCCUCCUCACUGCUAAGAUUGGCUUCUCGGCGGCAGAUGCAGUGACAGGUCUGAAGCUUGUGGAGGCAGGCGUUCCCAAAGAACAGUUAGCAUUAUUGGCCGUGCCCAUGGUGCCCCUGCAGAUCCUCCUGCCCCUUGUCAUCAGCAAAUACACAGCAGGACCCAGACCUCUGGAUGUUUUCUACAAGGCCUUCCCCUUUAGGUUGUUAAUAGGGCUGGAGUAUGCCCUGUUGGUGUGGUGGACCCCCAGCUUGAAACAGGAUGGGGGAUUCCCGGUUUACUAUUAUGCUAUUGUGUUGCUUAGCUACGCACUACACCAGGUAGCCCUGUACAGCAUGUAUGUGGCCUGCAUGGCCUUCCAUGCCAAAGUGAGUGACCCAUUAAUAGGGGGCACAUACAUGACGCUGCUGAACACAGUCACUAACCUCGGGGGCAACUGGCCUUCCACUGUAGCUCUGUGGAUGGUGGAUCCGCUCACCUCCAAGGAAUGCCAGGGGGCUGUUGGACAGAGCUGUGACUCGCCAGACGAUGCAGGGCUGUGUGCUAAAGAGGGUGGUGUCUGCAUAACGUCAUUGGAUGGCUACUAUGUGGAGUCCAUCGUAUGUGUUCUUAUUGGCUUAGCCUGGUGGGUGUGGCUUGGAAAGAAGAUGAAGCGGCUACAGGACCAGAGCCCAGCUGCCUGGAGGUGUCAAAUCAGCCAAUGACAACGUUCUGUCAUUGGUAACACAAACUGUCAUUGGUGCACCACAGCAAAUAUUGCCCCAAAAUUAGUUAAGUGCUGGCCGUUAUGUCAUCCACGCAUGGGGUUCAUUCUCUCACCCCAACUGUGGCUGCUGAGUGCUCGGGUUCACAAUCGUACUUUUAGCAACAUGGAACAUUAGUAAAGAAAUACCUGUCUCCCUCCUUUUGUGGAAGUAAAGAGAUGCAAAAUCCUUCUCAUAAUAUAUAUCACAUGAACAUUGUACCUUUGGAAACAUAAAGAACCGUUUAGGCUUACUAGAUUUAUUUUCGACAUUUGGAAGAUGCUACUUUUUUUGUUCUCAAACUAUUCCACGCAGCCGGAAAUAGUCUGACCACAUUAGAUGCGAGUCGAAUAGUAUUUGCAAACCAUUCUUUGCACACAGUUUAAACUUUUUGCAACAUCAGGCUGUAAAAACAGUUUAGCUGAUGAGGUCACAGGAGAAUAUUAAAAGUGGAAGUUAAUUAAUUACAAAUACUGUGUUACUCUGGUCUGAACUGAAGCUUUGAUUCCUUUUCCUCAAGUUUUGUGCCUUGUUGUUCUCUUCAAAGGCUCCAGUCUUUGAAAGGACAUUCAGCAACAAUCACUCAAAACUACAUUUUUCAUCUAUUGUAGGUAAAGUAACCAGGGUUAGGAAGAAUACUUUAUGGCAUCACUGAGUUAAUGCAAACUCUUUUUGCAAAUAAUAGUCAAUAGCAUA
This is a messenger RNA of Lampris incognitus (smalleye Pacific opah), 2624 nucleotides long. RefSeq names its product solute carrier family 33 member 1 (gene slc33a1). Gene Ontology annotation, cellular component: membrane. The record is from RefSeq and is a predicted model, not a curated record. Gene Ontology annotation, molecular function: acetyl-CoA transmembrane transporter activity. The transcript has 9 exons. The coding region runs from base 234 to 1889 and encodes 551 amino acids. NCBI's taxonomy places the organism in Eukaryota, Metazoa, Chordata, Actinopteri, Lampriformes, Lampridae.